AUGUUCUGGCGCUUUGGCGGUUACGCCAAUAUCUCCACCCUCGACUCCAUCUUGGAUAAGCCCGAUGUCACCAUCGAAGAGCUGCUCGACGAAUCCGACUUGAUCCAAGAGCUCAAGCAACAAAACUCAAAGUUGAUACAAUAUCUGAGGGAUGAUAAGAUCUUGGAGCGCCUGCUGCAGUUCGUCAUUGCUCCCUCCUCUCCGGCCCCGCAGCAAUCACCUGGAACCGACAAUGCCGCCGAGGGAGAAGGCGACGAGAAGGGCGGAGCGGAGAUUGGCAGUUUCUUCAAGAGAAGAUCGCGGUCAAUAUCGAUCAAGUCCGAUUCGGGCGAGAACGAAGAAGGAAAAGAGGAGAAGCAGCGCAUGAAGUACGCAUACGUCGCCUGCGAAAUCCUGUCUUCCGAAGUCUGGUCCAUCUCCGAGGCUCUACUGGAGAACCAGGCUGCACUGCGCAAGUUCUGGGACUAUCUCAAGCAGCCUGCACCGCUAGACCCCGUGCAAGCCGGCUACUUCACAAAGGUCAACGAGUCCCUGCUGGACCGCAAGACCGAGGAGAUGCUUGAAUUUUUCAAGUCCAUUGAUGGCAUCGUGUCCGACAUGCUCCAGCACGUUGACUGCCCCAUGGUUAUGGAUCUGUUACUGAAGAUCAUAAGCCUGGAGAAGGCUGAAGGAGGCCAGGGCAUAGUCGACUGGCUUCAGCAGCACAAUUUGAUCCCCACCCUCCUGUCGUUCCUGUCUCCAGACUACAAUGCAUCAGCCCAAACAUCCGCAGGCGAUUUCUUAAAGGCCAUCAUCACCAUCUCUGCCAACGCUACCACCCAGGACCAGACUGUCAUUGGCCCCAACGAAUUGACGAGACAGCUGGUUUCUGAGCCCUGCAUCAAGAGUCUUAUCACCGAGAUGCUCCGAGGUGGCAAUCCUCUCACUGUUGGUGUGGGCAUUGUCAUCGAGGUCAUCCGGAAAAACAACUCUGAUUACGACAUGGAAAAUCAGACCGGCCCGGUACCACGAAGCUCCGACCCCAUUUAUUUGGGCACCCUCCUGCGCCAAUUCGCCACCCACGUCCCUGAUUUCAUGGCUUUGGUUCACAAUGCCACCGAAAAGGUCGUCAAUGAAGAUGGGACCACGACUACGAAGCAACGUGAACUGAAGGCUGCAUUUGGUGGCAAGAUUGAGCCCCUUGGUUUCGACCGGUUCAAGACCUGCGAGCUGAUGGCAGAGCUCUUGCAUUGUAGCAACAUGGCCCUUUUGAACGAACGCGGAAGCGAGGCUGCUGUAAAGGCCAGAGAUGCCGAGAGAGAGCGCUUAAAAGCGGCCGGCAAACUCACCUCCGCCAAAGAGAGCGAAGAGCAUUCGAUCCUUGACAAUGAAUUCGGCACCAGUGUCGACAGCCAUGGUUUCCACCACGCACGCGCUCCGUCAAGCGAGUCUCCCGAGGAGGUCAAGAAGCUCGAGGUCCAGAACAACGUCAAGGAUGAGGACUUUGAGGAAGUUGCCGCCUGUGAAGCCGAGCCUGAGGAGGCUAAGGACGGUGAAAAGGCCGAAAUUGGCGAGCCUCUGGAGAGAUCGCCCAAGCUUCCUCCCCGCACUGUGGAGACCGAAAAAGAGCCGGAACUCGUUGAUGAGCCGUUGUCCGAUAAGCCGGCGAAUGAAAAGGCAGACUCUCCAACAGCUGCUGGUCUGACGGAUAAGGUUGGCGACCUUGAUUUGGAGAAACAAGACGCCACCAUGACGGAUUCUUCAUCUACCGAAAAGGCAGAUGGAGAAGCAGACGCCACCAAGCCAACCGUGUCUCUCUUGACCCAACAGCUCAACCAAACUUCCGACGCAGAUGAGGCUGCUGAAGACAUUUCGCCUCGUCCUGAGGACAAGCCCGCUCCUCUCUUCUCCAAGAAGCCUGAGAACGGCGACGCAACCAAGAAUGCCGAGGAAAACAGGAGCACCACUCCCGCCGACGAUGAAUUGCUCUCAGAACAGCAAGUCGAUUUCUCGACUUCCCAACGCGCGCAAUAUGAAGUUGACAUCGAUGGAAACCCUGUCGUCGGCGAUCUGCUCAAGAUCAUGUUUGUUGAGCACCGGGUUGUUCCAACAAUCCUGGACUUCUUCUUCCGCUUCCCGUGGAAUAACUUCUUGCACAACGUCGUGUACGAUGUUGUUCAGCAGGUUUUCAACGGUCAGAUGGAGCGUGGCUACAACCGUGCUCUGGCUAUUGAUUUGUUUGAAACUGGCAGGAUCACGGAGCGGAUUAUUGAGGGCCAGCAAGCCAGUGACAAGGCCCAGGCCGAGACCAGCAUGCGGCUGGGCUACAUGGGUCAUCUAACUUUGAUCGCAGAAGAAGUCGUCAAAUUCACCGAGAGGCACCCUCCGGAGCUGCUUUCGCUGUCGGUUCUCGAGAAGGUCAUCAACCAGCAGUGGACCGACUAUGUCGAGCACACCCUGGCCGAGACGCGGGAGCGGGACAAUGCCAUUCUCGGAGGCGUUCGUCCAGACAUGGCCGUGGGGCCGCGUCAGGCCGUGCUCAACGCCGUCAACGCUGCUUCGGGCUUCGGCAACUCUUCUCUGGCCAGCGCCGGCCUGGGUGGAAACGGAUCUGUCGGUCUAGACAGCAUGGAGCUUACAGGCUCAGGAGGCGGAUACGGCCUCAGCGGCGGCAGCCUAUUGAGCGGCUUCAACAACUCAAGCGACGAAGAAGACGAGGACAUGGAGGAAGGCGAGGGCGAGCGGCAGACAACGCCGCAUGUGAGCGACUCGGACCAACCACUACAAUCCGAUGACGCCAACGACAAUACUGCUGCCGGCAGCCCUGACGCCGGCUCCAACCCUGUCCCCGCCCCCGCGCCUCUCCAAAUCCCCCCGUCCCGCGCCCGCCGCCAGUUCGCAGCUCGACUCGCCGAGCGCAAACGCCAGCAGGAGCAGGAACAGCAGCAGCAGCAGCAAGGAACAGUCGCUGCCGCCGCCGCCGCUUCUUCUUCUUCUGCUGCUGCCACUGCUGCUACUGCUGCUACCGGUACAGGCGCCGGUGGUGGCCGUGCUGGCGAUUGGACCGAACGCUACAACGACCCGGGCCGCUUCAGCAACUUGUUCGUCGGUGGUGGGGUCAGCGAUGAAGAGAGCACGGACGACGAUGACGAUGGCGAGGAGUUGAUCAUGAAGGACAGCUUUUCGAGGAGGAGCGUGGGCAGUGGUGGGGGCGGGAGCGCGAGCGGGAGCAGUGCGAAUGGGAGCGUGAGUGGGGAUGAGGGUGAUGAUGCUGCCACUGGUGUGGUGAGGACGGAGAAGAUUUAG
Messenger RNA from Lasiodiplodia theobromae, 3285 nucleotides. Its product is annotated as Sit4-associated protein. The coding region runs from base 1 to 3285 and encodes 1094 amino acids. Gene Ontology annotation, cellular component: cytosol; nucleus. The transcript has 4 exons. Gene Ontology annotation, molecular function: protein phosphatase binding; protein phosphatase regulator activity. The record is from RefSeq and is a predicted model, not a curated record. Lineage: Eukaryota; Fungi; Ascomycota; Dothideomycetes; Botryosphaeriales; Botryosphaeriaceae.